AUGGCGUCCUCCCAAACUCACUUUUAUCUUCCGCAAACUCCAACUCGUCCAUCCCAAGACAAACAACCUGGCUUCAUAGACACUACACUAAAGAUGACUGCCCGUCGAAAACGACGCUUAUCUAGAAUACCUGACCCUGUAAUAAUACCAAACACUGUCCCCUCAAUAAACGCUUCCUCCCCAAUCAGUUCUGCUCGCAGCGACAGCUUUCUGCAACUUCCUUUUCCACGUACCCCACAAUCUCCCACAAAACGUUUGCUCUUAAAACCGAUAACCGCUCUCACCGCUGCCAUUCAAAAGACUGGAAUAACAGGGAAAAACAAAUCAUCGCAGAAAUCAGGAAAAUCGGCAAAGGUAUCGGGAAAUAAAGGCGGGAAAACACAAAAAUCUGAAAAAUUCGAAAAGACUGGCCGGAUCUUUGGGAAGAAAGCAAGCAAUGACUCUAUCAAAAAGAGAUACGUGGUGAAUUCUACGCCGGCUGCAUCGGCUCCCAGUCUUCUAACCACUGCUAUUGCCCCUCCAAAUAUCUCGGUUCCUAAAACUUCUUCUCCUAAAGUAUCAAGUCCAAGGACACUCUUCUUUAAAUCUCCAUUCACACCAUCAACGCCUUCGGUUACCCCCCCAUCUCCAAGAUCGCUUUCCAAGUUUUCGGUUUUCCAUCUAAAACCAAUAAAAACACAGCCGCCACCCCUGUCAAAAAAUUCUCAACAACCUAUACAAAAUGACUCUCUACAAACGCAAAAGAAAUUAGAAGAGCAAGACCAUUGCAAAAAAGCUCAACCAAUAACGACCGAAGAACUGGCUAACCGACUACGCAAAAUCUCUCAUUUACCAAGAACUCCUCCCCCAGACGAACAGCCUAUAGCAGAGACUUUAUCAGAGUAUGGCUUGCAAGGCAAUUCAAUGAAUUCGUCAGAAAGAAAAAAACCAAAACUAGUCCUAAUUGAUGUCAGAAACCUCGCCUUGUAUCAAGAAUCUCACAUUAGAGAUUCGUUCAACGUCAAUCUUCCCACCCUUUUAAUAAAACGCUAUCGACGGGGCAAUGUCAGCAAUUUUGCUCUGGACAACUUCAUCACCACUCCCGAGGGCAGAGAAAAGUAUCUGGACACUAUAGCAGACACGAAAACUCCGCACGACUUUGUCGUAUUCGAUGAAACAAUGAAUGAGAAGGACAAAGUCAGCCCGGGUUGGACGCUGUUGAAUGUUCUCGAGCGUGCAACGCUACAGCCCGCGUCUGCGUCUUCGUCGUCUUUAUCAUCGACCGAGACGGUAUCACCAAACAUGCCCGAAGCGAGAAGAGUUUUUUGGCUCAAGGGCGGGUUCGAAGCGUUCCAAGCGUGGGAUGUCCAGAAAGAAUUUGUCCGAAGUGGUAUCGAUACCUGGCCACCUACCCCCAUAUCGAACGAUUUCGGGGAAGAAGCAAGUUGUGGCAGCAAUGCUGAAAGUAACAACUUUACUGCGGGUGAUACCGAGGGAUCGUCUACUGGCUCAGGACUGACAAGGAGAGAUUCUUUGUUCUCGGUCAAUACCCAGAGAAGCUCUCUAAGACAUAAGCGAAGUGGGCAAAAGCAACAGCAAAGACAAGAGUCUGAACUAGCAGAAGGCGUUGCAAAAGAGACAAGGGAAGAUAAAGGUGACGGAAAAGCAGAGCCUGUUUCGAUAUUUGGGGGAAAUGGUAAUGGCAAUUUUGUCAAGGCUGGUGGCGAUGGGAAUGCAAUCCCAAACAGAUCGCGGAGAGCUUCUAAUGGAUUGCAGUAUUUGUUUGCUUCGUCUAAUGGUUCUGGGAGAAAUUCAGACCAGUUAUCACUCUAUCCACCACCAACCACACCUCUCGACUCUAAUAUUCCAUACUCUCGUAGGCGCACGUCAGUCACACAUGGACUCUAUCCAUCCCUUGCCGAGGAAUUGUCUCCAGACACACCAACAACGUCUCCACAGACUCACCCUGAAAUUGCAUUCGUCGUAUCCACAAUAAUCCCAGACUUUCUCUAUCUCGGCCCGGAAAUUAGCAAAGUCGAGGAAAUGAACGAGUUAAAGAACAAGGGUGUUAAAAGGAUUUUAAAUAUGGCUAUCGAAUGCGAAGACACGCUUGGAUUAAAAGACACGUUUGAGAAUUAUUUAAAGUUGUGUCUCAAGGAUAGUGUCGAGGAAGACGUCGAGAGUGGGUUGAAGAUUGCUGUCGAGUAUAUCGCCCAAGCUCAGAAAGACCAAUGUCCUAUAUAUGUACAUUGCAAGGCUGGAAAAUCGCGUUCUGUGACCGCUGUCCUUGCUUUCCUAAUCGAAUCGCGUCGUUGGACGCUUCGUCAUGCAUACGACUAUGUUGUCGAGCGACGGAAAGGGAUUUGUCCUAACAUUGGAUUUGUUGCCGAACUAAUGCGAUUAGAGGAAAAAGUACUGGGAAUAAGACGAUCGAGUAUGACCACAGAUAUGGAUUGGGCGGAAACCGAAGCUAUGGAUAAACAGCAGAAGGAGAAGGGAGUCGAGUGGGAUGGGAGGUAUCUGAAUGAUAUCAAUAUGUAA
Molecule: messenger RNA, 2520 nt
Organism: Paraglomus brasilianum
Lineage: Eukaryota; Fungi; Glomeromycota; Glomeromycetes; Paraglomerales; Paraglomeraceae
Source: the annotation of a GenBank genome assembly